AUGAAUGCUCCUGAGUCAUUUGAGCCUUUCCUUUUGUAUGACGGGGAAAAAAAGUAAGUGAAACAACCUGGGAUAGUCGAACAUGUGGCCUUUGUAAAUGAAAUUUUGUUACGACAUACUUCUAUAUAAGAACUUAAGUCGGGGAAGCUGGAAAUCUUCCAUGCUCACCAUGAAUGAUAUUCAAAUUCACUUGUUUUUGUUCAAUAAGCUUAAGCUUAUAUAAAACUUAUGUUAAUAAUGAGAAAUAAAACGUGAGGAUUAACGAGCAUGUAAUGGUAUCAAUGAAGUUAGUAAUGAUGAAAUUUAUCCUCAGAAUCACUAUAUCCAAGGACACCAAAGUUCCAAAUGCAGCACACUUUGUAGUGAACAAGGAAGAUCACACAUUAGGAAAUCUACUCAGGGCGUAAGUUAUUAAAAGUUUGUUAUUUCACAGAUGGCAUCAUAUUGUAAUAUCCCUUUAAAACUUCAAAGGAAGUUAUAGUCGAACCUCCCACAACCAACCAUCCAAAAGGUAAGAGGCUGUUUUGCCGAAAAGUCAAUUCUCCUGAAGUUACUUUACCCGAAUGUAAGUCGAUUCGCCCGAUGUUUAUUUGUUGUUCUUUAAGCCUGAAAAGUAAAAAAAACAUGAAAAGAGAGUGCAGGGCUUUAAAUGACAGCUGGUCAAUGGACAAUGGCCGGUCAGAAUUGGGUAUUGACCAUACAAAUCCUUGGAUUACUGGAUAUGUUUGUGGUCAUAUUUUACUCAUUCAAAGAAAUUUUCAUUUUUAACUAUUUGAUAAUCAUGAGGGACAACAUUCAUGUUUCUGAAAGAAAAAGAAAAUGAAUAUAAAAUUAGACAAAUUAGUGGUUGAGAAAUUCCUGGUAGUCGCAAAUUUCCACGAUAUCAUCUAGUCCUGUCAUCUAGUCCUGUCCUAACCGCAAAUCAUCGUGUCUUCCACUAUUUUGUUUACUCUAAGUGUUCCCAAUAAGGACAGGGUUUUACCUUCCACUACAUACCAUUGACUCUUAAAUUAAGGGAUUGAUUGUUUGACUGAUUGAUUGGAAAGCACCCUUACGAAGAAUAAUCUUGGCUGCACCGAGAAUACCCCGGGUAUCAAUUGUUGCAAAGUGCAAAAAGCAAGAAAAAGCCGCAAAACCAGGAAAAUCCGACCACCCGUUUACUCUAAAAUGUAAUAUUCUAAUUAUUAUAAGUGAUUUCGCAAGAUGUAAACGAAAGGUUGCGGUUGUAUCUUGCAUAACCAGUCCACGUAUGUGAGGCUGCUUCUGCAAUAACAAGCAAUAAAACUGUUAACUUGUACUUUUUAUUGCCAAAUUAACUUGGAUUCAGUUGGUUUUUAGUUAAAAAAGGUUUACUAUUGCAAGAGUUACGACUGUUGCAAUUGACCGGCCAAAAACAGGUCAUGUCCGAGCAAGAACAUGUUUGACUGUUUGACUAUUGCGGUUACUGAGUAACAUGUAGACUUCAGUUUUUAUGUACAGUCUUUCAUUGUCUCGAAUAAUAUUAUGAUUAUCGAGAUCGCUAAGAUUGUUCAGAUCACUUGACCAUUUUUAUCAGUCAUAGCAAUAGAGAUCAAUAGAAUCCAAGCUUAACUAAAAACAGCUCUGAUAUUAAAGCUGUGUUGUAGAGUGUAGUUGUCUUUGGGUGAAUCGACUUGCGUCCGGGUGAAACACCUUCAGGCGAAUCAACUUUCAGGUGACACAACCAUAAUGCACUCAAAAUGUGAAGACUUCGUGGUUUCUUACAGGAGGUGGUCGUUUACAAGAAUCAAACAACAGGGGGCCUCUUCUGAGAAGAAGUCCUCUUACACAUUCACUAGGAUGACAGAUGAUUUAUUGCACGCAAUUUCCAAGCUACAAUAUGUGUAGUUCUAUGUUUUUGUUAAAAGUUCUUGGCAUACUUUAAGUAACUUAGUACAUAGAGCAAACAUAGAGAUCAGAACGUGUAUGAAAUGGGGGCUUACAAGAUGUUAAAAACAAUAGAAAAUUAUUUCAGCCCUGAAAAGUGGUCAUGAUCACUUAAAGGAGGUAGUCGUCUACGAGAGGUCCCAAUUGUAAUGCUAUGACUGGGAAAAUUUUGGUGUUGCUUAUGAGAUGUGAUCACACAUGGAGGUUCAACUAGUUAAAAAUGUCACUCAUUUUUCCUGUCCAUUGUAUUAGCCAUUGUAAGGUUUCUUGUGAAACUGGGCCAGUGUUAGUUGAAUUGCACUGUGGGACUAUUCCAAUAAAAGAGGCAAUGGCGCCCUGAAACAUUCCCAUACAGCAUUCCAAGCUGUGACCAUUUUGGCAACCAUGGUAAGUAUGGGCCGUCCAACCAUCCCAAUCUCAUCAGGUCUCUCCCGAUUUUGUUUGAGAAUCCCAACCAAUAAGCGAUCAGGAUAGGAAAAAUCCAGAUUUGACAUCUCUUCUGGUUUUUUCAAAUGAAUUUUUAUGAUGCUUACAAAUGUAUACAAGAACACCUAAGAGAGAAUAGUUAACUGAAACUGAUACCCAGAAAACUUUAAAUUAAAAAGUUUAGUACUUGUACAUGAAGCCAUGCGAAUAGCCUGAGAAAACAGCCAACAUUUGGUGAAGCCAGUUCAGGUUUCCUGCAAAAAGACAUCUGAGAAACGAGUGCAGAAAUUCCAUACUUAUGACGCAUCACUGCCCAGAUCUAGGUAGUGCUUCUGAUUAGUUGAAGCAAAUUUUCAGCCAAUUAGAUGCACUAACCCAGAUCUGGGUAGUGUUGCGUCGUCAGUAUGGAAUUUCUGCACUCCUUUCUCAGGCGUCAUUUCUCAGGAAACCAGUGGUGGCAUUGCAAAAUGCCAGUUAUGAUGAUUGAUUAUUCAGUUGCAGUAAUUGUUUUCUGUCAACAUGUGUGUUUUGUCAUGUUAGUUUGUGUCUAAACAAUAUUUCUGUUUAUGAUUUUCCACAGGCAGUUGUUACGAGAUCCACAAGUUUUAUUUGCUGGUUAUAAAGUUCCCCAUCCUCUGGAGCACAAAUUUGUUCUGCGUGUUCAGACUACUCCAGACUACAGCCCUCAAGAAGCAUUUACUAAUGCUAUUACAGAUCUGAUUAGUGAGGUCUCCCUCUUAGAGGAAAGAUUUAAGGUUUGAUAAGUUUACUUCUAUCACAUGUAUGUGUGUUAUAACCCCUUGAACAGGGUCAAACAAAGAAUUUGUUUUGUCUUUUAAUUUGCAAAAAACAGCAAUCGCCACUGCUUGGUAGAUUAAUUUUGAUCAGCUAAUGAAACAUACAUAUUAACAUAAAUUAUAUAUACUUGCCAGCUUUUCAAAAAACAAAAUAUGCAUGGGAUUCUUGUCCCCAUGAGGGUCUCCCAUAGGGUUUUUCAAUCCUGUAAUCGCAACAAGCUUUUUUUCUCUUAUUCCCACAAUCCAACACUUUUUUUGCCUUAUCCUGUUCCCAAACAUACAUGAUGUUGAUUCUUCAAAAAAAGCAUUAUAAACUGUAUUUGACAAAAUCAGCAUAAUUUUGAAAUAGGAAGUUUUGACAAUUAAUGUUGCAGAGGUAACCUUUCUUAACUCCCUCAUUUUGUCAGAUUAACCAACCAAGUGAAAAAUCCAUUGAUACCAGAUUGUUAGAACUUUUGGUCCAAAACUGAAUGAAUCGGUUCUGUCCAACUGGAAGAGUUUUGAAAAGAAGCCUCAUUGAUAAAGGUGGACCAUGUUUUCCUCAACAGGACUAUCCUCAUCAGGACACAUCGGCUCCUGUCAGAAAUUCGCCUUGAUUCUGUUAUUUUUUAUUUUUGUCUCCAUGUGCCAAGGUUUCCAGAAGUUAAAACUGAAUGGAUUGAAGCAGUCUGACCCAACAUUUGCCAUGUCUAUUUUAAUUUCCUUAGAGGAGAAUUCAUGGAGGUAGUCAAAAGUUGACUUCAACUCACCUCCUUGAAAUUCUCUCCAGAAACUUUUGUUGAAUGGAUACCAUAACAAGUUGGGGGUUUGGUACCCAGCAAAAAAACCCUGCCCCAUAAAACAAUCUUACUAUAGUCAAGAGGGUUUACUUUGUCAUAAAAGAGUAAUAAUUUCAAAUCAGUUGUACAUAUUGAGUCUUUUGUUGUUGUUUGCAGGCUGCAGUCAGAGACAAGCAAGAGGGUAUAGAGUAA
Messenger RNA from Porites evermanni, 4099 nucleotides. Lineage: Eukaryota; Metazoa; Cnidaria; Anthozoa; Scleractinia; Poritidae. The record is from the annotation of a GenBank genome assembly.